Leptopilina boulardi is the source of this 1480-nucleotide messenger RNA. RefSeq names its product 26S proteasome regulatory subunit 8 (gene Rpt6). The record is from RefSeq and is a predicted model, not a curated record. Gene Ontology annotation, biological process: proteasome-mediated ubiquitin-dependent protein catabolic process. The transcript has 6 exons. Gene Ontology annotation, molecular function: ATP binding; ATP hydrolysis activity; proteasome-activating activity. Gene Ontology annotation, cellular component: proteasome regulatory particle, base subcomplex. The coding region runs from base 162 to 1379 and encodes 405 amino acids. Lineage: Eukaryota; Metazoa; Arthropoda; Insecta; Hymenoptera; Figitidae.
GUAUGUGACGAGAAGCCUUCUUAGUUGGAUUAUGGUAACAUGACAUGCAGAUCUUUUUCCAAAUUUCUGACUGAUGUAUAUUAAUAUCACGGGAACUACUUUGUAAUAUUAAAUAAUUGAAAUAACAGAAAUUUUGGUAAACUUAUAUUUUAUAAUUCAUCAUGACACUUAUUAAUAAGAUGGAAAUAGAUGAAAAAACUGCCAAGGGGGAAGGAUUUAAACCAUAUUAUAUUACAAAAAUUGAAGAGCUUCAAUUAAUAGUAGCAGAAAAAAGUCAAAACCUUAGACGACUACAAGCACAAAGAAACGAACUAAAUGCAAAAGUACGUAUGCUGCGAGAGGAGUUGCAACUUCUUCAAGAACAAGGUUCCUAUGUUGGAGAGGUUGUAAAACCAAUGGAUAAAAAAAAAGUGUUAGUAAAAGUUCAUCCUGAAGGAAAAUUUGUGGUAGAUUUGGAUAAAAAUAUUGAUAUUAAUGACGUAACUCCAAAUUCACGAGUAGCUCUUCGAAAUGAAAGUUAUACCCUUCAUAAAAUUUUACCUAAUAAAGUGGAUCCUCUUGUCUCUUUGAUGAUGGUUGAAAAAGUACCAGAUUCAACUUACGAAAUGGUUGGUGGUUUAGACAAGCAAAUUAAAGAAAUUAAAGAAGUCAUUGAAUUACCUGUUAAACAUCCUGAAUUAUUUGAUGCGCUUGGAAUAGCACAACCAAAAGGAGUACUCCUUUAUGGACCUCCAGGUACUGGAAAGACUUUAUUGGCAAGAGCCGUUGCUCACCAUACAGAAUGCACUUUUAUUCGAGUGUCUGGAUCUGAACUGGUUCAAAAGUUUAUUGGAGAAGGAUCGCGAAUGGUUCGAGAAUUAUUCGUAAUGGCUAGAGAACAUGCACCAUCUAUCAUUUUUAUGGAUGAAAUUGAUUCCAUUGGAAGUUCUCGCAUCGAAUCUGGUUCAGGAGGUGAUAGCGAGGUACAACGUACAAUGCUUGAGCUCUUAAAUCAAUUGGAUGGUUUUGAAGCUACUAAGAACAUAAAAGUUAUCAUGGCAACUAAUCGCAUUGACAUUUUGGAUCCAGCUUUAUUGCGCCCUGGACGCAUUGAUCGAAAGAUUGAGUUCCCUCCACCAAAUGAAGAGGCUAGACUGGAUAUUUUGAAAAUUCAUUCCAGAAAAAUGAAUCUAACUCGUGGUAUAAAUUUAAGAAAAAUAGCGGAAUCGAUGCCGGGGGCUUCUGGUGCAGAAGUGAAGGGAGUAUGCACAGAAGCUGGUAUGUAUGCUCUUCGUGAAAGACGUGUUCAUGUUACUCAAGAAGAUUUUGAAAUGGCAGUAGCUAAAGUUAUGCAAAAAGACUCAGAGAAAAAUAUGUCCAUCAAGAAAUUGUGGAAAUAAAUUUAUUUACUUAUUAUCAAAACUAACUUUAUAUAUUACUAAACAUUUUUUCAUUAUAAACAAUAAAAUGAAAUUAAACAUUUUUUCUUAUAUGUACAAAA